ACUCUAUAUCCCACCCGGGCAGGACCCCGCCAUAUAUACACGGUCUCGACGACACUUUCCCAGCGACGGAUAAACGCGCAACGCACCUCACGACGCAUUGUCCCUUCCCAUCCUACUCUCUAUUCUCCAUCUCUAUCUCCUCUCUCGACCCAUACGCCACACGCAGCCGCCGUCCUUUCACCCCCAUCCAAGCCAAUCCCCCAGCUCCUUUCGCCACUUCCUUUGCUACCACCCAUAGUCUGAAAAAAUCAAACUCGAAACGAAACGCUACUCGACGACGCCAUAUCCAGACCACACACCUUCAUUCCACCCACUGUCUCUACUCUCAUCAACGGCUGGCCCGUACGCCCACUAUGCUCCCCCAUCCCCAUGACAUCUUUCCCAGGCUGGACAAGCGAGACGACUGUGUUACUUGCAACAGUACCACCCCGACUUGCAACUGUUCAUCGGGCGAGAAGUGUGUCCUUACAUCAAGGACGUGCAACCAAUGCCCGACUAUCCAAUGCAUCAAAUCCGCAUCCAGCAGCUCUGGGUCGAGUGUGAAUGCGGGUGUCAUUGCGGGGCCGGUGGUCGCUGUGCUGGUGAUUGCCAGUCUGGGCUUGUUCUGGUGGCUGAGGCGCAAGAAGAGACGCGACAUGAAGCGUGUCGAAGGCCUCGCCGACCGCGCCCGCAAAGCAGAAUCAGCAGGCUUCCAACUAUCACCCUCCCGCUCGCCUCCUCCUUCUACCAACCCCAGCUCUUCCUUCCCCCUCCCACCACCCUCUGCUUCACGCCGAUCUCCUCUGCCACCCGCACCUGUCAACGCAGAGUACUAUGACCAGAACGGCUCGACCAUCCGCGUCUACUCGAACAAUGGCACGAUCAACGCCGACCCCAACGGGGAUCCCUUCUCAGACAGGCAGAGCAUCUCCACGAUGGGCAGCGGCGGCACGGCAAACAUCAUUCCUAUCCAGUACAUCCCGCCCUCCGAGUCGAAGGAUGGCCUGUCGAAAGUGGCGUCAAAGGACAAUGGCGAAACGGCUCAAAGCGCUGCGGCGAGACUCGACCAAGCGAGGCAAAACCUUUCCAAACUCGGUGCUCCUUCCCGUCCAGCCCGAAGCCCCGACCUCGACCUCCGGCUCACCCCGCCCAACGCGCCCUCGGCGUUCGACCCCGGCGCGCUCCGCUCCCCCGGCGCAGGCUCAGGCAACGGCAACGGCAACUGGCGCGACUCGUACUUGUCUGGCAACUCUGCUGCGCCGUCGUACUUUUCGGGGCAGUCGGAUUUCCAGCUGGAUCAGCCCAAGAUUGUUACGAGCAGGCAGGUGCAGGUGGGCAGGCUGCAGCAGGCGGAGGUCGUCAACUUGAGGGCGGGGGCGAGGGAAGGUGUGUUGAGUCCAGUGAGGGACGAAGAAGAUCCAUUCGACCGUACGCCGCCAGCCCCCGGCCUCUCCCCUUCCGACGCUUCCUUCCGCUCCACAGGCGAGCGUACCCUCACACCAACCAACCGCAAAUUCGGCGCCUCUGCCUCUGCCUCCCCCACCACCGCCACCGCCAACGGCCAAGAAGAACGCCUCGACGCCAUGUCGGAAGGCUCCUCUGGCGACUUGCGGUUCUCGAUGGGCAGCCUGGACUAUCGGACCAGCGUGAGCACGAUGGGCACGAGUCGGUACCUCGCUUCUGCCGUUACCGUCCCCGUCCUCGGGCGCGCCACCCCAGCCCCAGCGACGGCUACGACACCCAACUCUGCUUUCCCCGAUUCCGCCACCACCCCGCUUCCCACCGCUUCCGCCGCUUCCCCGUUACCUUCUGCUUUGCCGUCGUCGCAGUACAACUCGCGCGGCAGCGGCAGCGGUAGCGGGACGGGGAUGGCGACGGGGGAUACGAGAGGGUCGGUACUGUCGAGUAAGAGCUUUGCGGAUUCGUUCCUCGGGGCGUUCCCUAUGAUACCGCCAGACCAACAACGGCCGCCUGUGCCGAGCGUCGUCUCAAGGGGAACUACUUCUUCUCCCCUUUCUCCCCUCUCAUCAUCGACGUCAGCGUCACAAGCGCAGGGGCAGGGGCAGGGGCAGGGGAAUGUAGAAUUGAUCUCUCGCCCGCCUAUAGCUUAUCGUCCGCCCCCGCCCGGUCCGAGACCACCUUCCUCCGCCCGGGGGUCUGGGAUGGAACGCCCGAGCUUGGAUGAUGAACGCGCAGGGAGGAAGAGACCAGAGACGCAAGAUAGUUUUUUGGGCACGUUCCCGUUCGUACCGCCGAAUAUGGAUGAUUUGGCGGGGAUGCCGGAGGCUGCUGGGUCGCCUGUAAGGGCAUCUGGGGCUGUGGCUGGGGAAGGAAAGAAGUAA
This is a messenger RNA of Cryptococcus amylolentus CBS 6039, 2321 nucleotides long. RefSeq lists its product as hypothetical. Bases 354 to 2321 code for a protein of 655 amino acids. The record is from RefSeq and is a predicted model, not a curated record. Lineage: Eukaryota; Fungi; Basidiomycota; Tremellomycetes; Tremellales; Cryptococcaceae. The transcript has 3 exons.